Culex pipiens pallens (northern house mosquito) is the source of this 9356-nucleotide messenger RNA. RefSeq lists its product as uncharacterized. Lineage: Eukaryota; Metazoa; Arthropoda; Insecta; Diptera; Culicidae. The record is from RefSeq and is a predicted model, not a curated record. The transcript is spliced from 2 exons. The coding region runs from base 7376 to 8848 and encodes 490 amino acids. Gene Ontology annotation, molecular function: zinc ion binding; nucleic acid binding.
CGAAGCAGUGGUUAGACAAAUCAGGUAUUAUUGCGACCGUGAGAGCGAUAGAAAGGGAACCAAAUACACUCAACCCCCGGUGGUUGUUCACUUUUUCGCAGAGGCGAUUCGUGCCCGAAUGAAGUACCUGUUCAAUGUUAAACCAUUUUUUACAAGCUUUUUUCUUUCCAAUGGCUUUUAUUUUUACGUUUUAUUAUUUUUAUACCAUUAUAAUUUUCUGUUUAUGCAAAUAAUUAAUUAAAAUUAUGAUUAAGACUUUUUUAUCUCGUUAAAAUGUAUUUUUAAGACUUAAUCAUUAGCGUGGGGAAUGUGGAAAAAUAGAGCAAUCGCUCUGCCAUCCUUAUCGAAAUUCAAGGGAAGUUAUUGAAUAUUAUCUUUUUCACUGAGAUCUUUUCAAACACGCACGAAGCAAAAUGAUCAUUGUUCGGUCAAAACGUUCAUCGUUCGAUCAAAACGUUCAUCGUUUGUGAUAAACGAGAGAUAAUUGAAGGAAAAAUUUCCAUUUCCGGUCUCUUUUCGCUCGAUUCUCUCCCAUUUAUCGUCGAAUUCCUUCAUUUUCGUUACAUUCGCGUCCUAUUUCCUGCUACCUGAUUCCUGUCUACAUGCAUUUAUUUUUUUCAUUUUUUUAUUUUUUUUUUCAUUUUUUUACAAUUUGGAGUUAAUUGCUCAUUGUAAGUGCUCGUUUGAAAACAUACCAAUGAAAUCGAGAAUAUUAUACUGAAUUUUAAAAGUAUUCAUCAGGAUGUUCAGAGAAAAAAAAAUAUCCUUAACAAAAGAAAACUGUUUGUUGGGCUUAUUUUAAGCCCAAAUAAUAUUGUGCUAACUUGGUUACUAUUUAAAAAUUAAAUUGACAUUUUACUUUAUACUUUUUAGAACCAGGUCGUAUCGCUUUUGAUCCUUUGUAAAUUUUUUAGAGAAUUGAAUUUACUCACUGUUAUGUCCUCAUGGUUUUGGAAUUCAAUUUCCGAAUAAAAAGAAGGGCUUUUGAUGUUAAAAACAAAACUAUAUUGACAUGAAUCCGAGAUAAUUAAAAUAUUUGUUCACCUCCGUGUACGCACGAGUGCAAGCAGCAGUCAAGUGUUCAGUGCUCCGUCGUUAUUUCUAAAUUUUUCGCCGUAAUUUACCGUGAUUAGCCGCGAGUUUGCUUCACCAGUAUGCCAAGGGCCGGCCGUGGCCGUGGCAGUUCGAGUGCGGCCUCGAAAAACCCGCGAAGUUCGUCUACCGGCCGUGUGCAAAAAGGUAAACAAACCAACGCCGCGUCUUCCGCCAUCGCGCCGGGGAGUGUGUGCGCCAAAGGAUUCGACCCGAAAUUAUUACACGCCAAUUACCCCGUCCAGGAUCGCAGCCCUAUUAGGCUCCGUUCAGCUACUUCCGGCAAUCCGUCGACCGAUGGCGCAUCAACAUCCGCCAACAUUCCCACCAGUAACAAGUUCGCGAGACUGAGUGACGUGGAAAGCAGCUACAACAACACCGACGGUAGCACUACCGACGACGAUGGUCGUGCACGGAAAAAAGUGCCGAUGCCAAAAAAAGUAAUUACUCCAAAGGAACGACGACCACCACCAAUUUUUGUUUUGGACACGUUGGCGGACGAUGUUGACGAGCAGCUGGAAGGCCUCGUGUACUGCCUCAAAAUAGGUAAAUCGUCAGUGCAAGUGUUCACGUUUGACCAAAAGAUCUUCGACCUGGUUGUGGAGAAAUUGAAGCGUAAAAACUUCAAAUUCUACACAUUUGACCCCGUGCAGAAGACCGCUGUAAAGAUCGUCUUGCAGGGGUACCAAGACCGCCCGACCUCCGUCCUCCAGGAGCACCUCUCGGGUGUCGGAAUAACGCCGCGAGGCAUAAAAGUCCUCUCGCGGAAGACAACCUUCACAGGUACACACACACACUGUACCUGUUGUACUUCGACCGCGGCACCGUCAAGAUUCAAGACCUGCGGCGGACUAAGGCGUUGGAUGAUUUUUGGGUAAACUGGUGGUUUUACUCCAAAAAUCCGUCGGACGCAGCGCAAUGUCACCGAUGCCAGAAAUUCGGCCACGGCUCGCGGAACUGCAACCUCCAGCCCCGCUGCGUGAAGUGCGGUGAGUCACACCUCUCGGAGGUGUGCGCACUGCCACGAAAGGCGGACUUGGGGGAAAACGUAGAACAAACCAAGCCGCGCGUAAAGUGCGCGAACUGCGGCGGUAACCAUACCGGUAAUUACCGCGGAUGCGUCGCACGUAAGUCCUACCUCGAGGAGCAGGAAAAGAGGAAGAAGAAAGCAGCAGCGUCCCACCCUCCUCAGCGAAGUACGAGUGCAGCCGUCCCUGCAGCUGGCCAGCGAACGGUUCCAGCGGACAAUUCAGCGUUCCUUCCUGGCUGGGGGCGAUCGUUUGCCAGCGUGGUCGCGGCCGGUAGCGGCAAUGCGGCCCAGUAAGAAGUCACCGGGGAAGAUCUCUUUACCCUGCCGGAGUUCUUUGCUCUCGCGGGGGAGAUGAUGACGCGGUUUCGGAGCUGCCGUAACAAGGCGGAGCAAUUUCUAGCCCUCGGGGAAUUAAUGAUUAAGCAUAUCUAUAAAGGAUAAAAAACUGUGAUCUAGUUUUAAGCUUUCUCUAUUUUUAUCCCUUUUUCCUAGCAAGUUUAGUAAUUUUUUUUCUUAAUUUUUCUUACUAUUGGUAACACCUUUAUUUACAAGCAAUAACUGUUCCAAAUUGGAUUAUGAUGUAACACACAGCUGAAAGGAGCUCCAAAACUCUGUUUUGUACAUCAAAUGAACUUAUUGUAUCUUGAUUAUUUACCAAUAAAAACGAAUUUGAAUUUGAAAAAAUUUGUUUUUAGCAUCAGUGAAAAAAUGUUUUCAGAACAAAUUCAUGCUACAAUAUAUGAUAAUAAUAUAUACAACUAGAGUGAACCGGGACUACAGACUGAAUAAACACAGUCGUUUUUGGAGCAUUUAAUGGCAUCAAAUCUUAAUUUUUUUAGGACUGCAUUCGCUUUAAAUAGAACCAUCCGAAAAAUAAAAUAACGAUCAUGGUUGAAUCUACUCAGUAGCACAGCACCUUUGAUAUUUUGCAAAACAAGGUGCUUAAAUCCCUUUCCUGGUCUACUGUUAUAAUUCUUGUAAUGUGUCCCGAUUCUGGAAAAAGCACAGUACUUUUUGUUAGGUGGCAACCGCGAGCAGCUUGGUGGCAACCGUUAACAACUGCAUAACAACGAUCGUAGGACACCGGCAAGGUGUCACCUUAAAUAAUUUUCAUUCCUACCUCAAACCAGUUACAAUAAAGAUCGUUUAUUUAAAGCUCCGCCUUUUAGGGCUCUUCUUGAAGAAGCAGUUCCAGGAGUUACGGCUGGUGGAGGGCGGUGAUGUUCCGGCUUUCCUGCUCAGUUUGAGAAGCUGCUACGCGAGUUGAAGGCGGCCGGGGUCAAGCUGGAGAAGGAGGAUAUUGUGUGCCAGUUGCUGUUGGCCCUGCCGAGAUCGUUCGACGCGCUGAUCACGGCGGUCGAGACGAUCGAGCCAAAGGACUUGACGCUCGAGUACGUCAAGAAAAGGGUCCUGGACGAGCAGGUCAAGCGGAGCGCGCAAGCUGCCCCGCAGGAUCCAGAAGAUGGAGGAUUGGGUGAGUCUAUGUUUGUCGGCAAGAGACGGGAAAUCAGGUGUUUGAUUGGUGCGCUGGAAGUGGGGACGCGAAGUCGUGAUUAUUCAGGUUAAUUUUUUUGUGUGCUUUUGUGUCGCUAUUCGUAUGGAGUGAGUGAUUGUGGUAAUCGAAUAAUAGCAUCAUUGGUUCGCUGGAAGUGGGGACGCGAAAUCGUGAUUAUUUAGGUUAAUUUUUUAGUGUGCUUUUGUGUCGCUAUUCGUAUGGAGUGAGUGAUUGUGGUAAUCGAAUAAUAGCAUCAUUGGUGCGCUGGAAGUGGGGACGCGAAAUCGUGAUUAUUCAGGUUAAUUUUUUUGUGUGCUUUUGUGUCGCUAUUCGUAUGGAGUGAGUGAUUGUGGUAAUCGAAUAAUAGCAUCAUUGGUGCGCUGGAAGUGGGGACGCGAAGUCGUGAUUAUUCAGGUUAAUUUUUUUGUGUGCUUUUGUGUCGCUAUUCGUAUGGAGUGAGUGAUUGUGGUAAUCGAAUAAUAGCAUCAUUGGUGCGCUGGAAGUGGGGACGCGAAGUCGUGAUUAUUCAGGUUAAUUUUUUUGUGUGCUUUUGUGUCGCUAUUCGUAUGGAGUGAGUGAUUGUGGUAAUCGAAUAAUAGCAUCAUUGGUGCGCUGGAAGUGGGGACGCGAAAUCGUGAUUAUUCAGGUUAAUUUUUUUGUGUGCUUUUGUGUCGCUAUUCGUAUGGAGUGAGUGAUUGUGGUAAUCGAAUAAUAGCAUCAUUGGUGCGCUGGAAGUGGGGACGCGAAGUCGUGAUUAUUCAGGUUAAUUUUUUUUGUGUGCUUUUGUGUCGCUAUUCGUAUGGAGUGAGUGAUUGUGGUAAUCGAAUAAUAGCAUCAUUGGUGCGCUGGAAGUGGGGACGCGAAGUCGUGAUUAUUCAGGUUAAUUUUUUUGUGUGCUUUUGUGUCGCUAUUCGUAUGGAGUGAGUGAUUGUGGUAAUCGAAUAAUAGCAUCAUUGGUGCGCUGGAAGUGGGGACGCGAAAUCGUGAUUAUUCAGGUUAAUUUUUUUGUGUGCUUUUGUGUCGCUAUUCGUAUGGAGUGAGUGAUUGUGGUAAUCGAAUAAUAGCAUCAUUGGUGCGCUGGAAGUGGGGACGCGAAGUCGUGAUUAUUCAGGUUAAUUUUUUUGUGUGCUUUUGUGUCGCUAUUCGUAUGGAGUGAGUGAUUGUGGUAAUCGAAUAAUAGCAUCAUUGGUUCGCUGGAAGUGGGGACGCGAAAUCGUGAUUAUUUAGGUUAAUUUUUUAGUGUGCUUUUGUGUCGCUAUUCGUAUGGAGUGAGUGAUUGUGGUAAUCGAAUAAUAGCAUCAUUGGUGCGCUGGAAGUGGGGACGCGAAGUCGUGAUUAUUCAGGUUAAUUUUUUUGUGUGCUUUUGUGUCGCUAUUCGUAUGGAGUGAGUGAUUGUGGUAAUCGAAUAAUAGCAUCAUUGGUUCGCUGGAAGUGGGGACGCGAAAUCGUGAUUAUUUAGGUUAAUUUUUUAGUGUGCUUUUGUGUCGCUAUUCGUAUGGAGUGAGUGAUUGUGGUAAUCGAAUAAUAGCAUCAUUGGUGCGCUGGAAGUGGGGACGCGAAAUCGUGAUUAUUCAGGUUAAUUUUUUGUGUGCUUUUGUGUCGCUAUUCGUAUGGAGUGAGUGAUUGUGGUAAUCGAAUAAUAGCAUCAUUGGUGCGCUGGAAGUGGGGACGCGAAAUCGUGAUUAUUCAGGUUAAUUUUUUUGUGUGCUUUUGUGUCGCUAUUCGUAUGGAGUGAGUGAUUGUGGUAAUCGAAUAAUAGCAUCAUUGGUGCGCUGGAAGUGGGGACGCGAAGUCGUGAUUAUUCAGGUUAAUUUUUUUGUGUGCUUUUGUGUCGCUAUUCGUAUGGAGUGAGUGAUUGUGGUAAUCGAAUAAUAGCAUCAUUGGUUCGCUGGAAGUGGGGACGCGAAAUCGUGAUUAUUUAGGUUAAUUUUUUAGUGUGCUUUUGUGUCGCUAUUCGUAUGGAGUGAGUGAUUGUGGUAAUCGAAUAAUAGCAUCAUUGGUGCGCUGGAAGUGGGGACGCGAAAUCGUGAUUAUUCAGGUUAAUUUUUUUGUGUGCUUUUGUGUCGCUAUUCGUAUGGAGUGAGUGAUUGUGGUAAUCGAAUAAUAGCAUCAUUGGUGCGCUGGAAGUGGGGACGCGAAGUCGUGAUUAUUCAGGUUAAUUUUUUUGUGUGCUUUUGUGUCGCUAUUCGUAUGGAGUGAGUGAUUGUGGUAAUCGAAUAAUAGCAUCAUUGGUGCGCUGGAAGUGGGGACGCGAAAUCGUGAUUAUUCAGGUUAAUUUUUUUUGUGCUUUUGUGUCGCUAUUCGUAUGGAGUGAGUGAUUGUGGUAAUCGAAUAAUAGCAUCAUUGGUGCGCUGGAAGUGGGGACGCGAAAUCGUGAUUAUUCAGGUUAAUUUUUUGUGUGCUUUUGUGUCGCUAUUCGUAUGGAGUGAGUGAUUGUGGUAAUCGAAUAAUAGCAUCAUUGGUGCGCUGGAAGUGGGGACGCGAAAUCGUGAUUAUUCAGGUUAAUUUUUUUGUGUGCUUUUGUGUCGCUAUUCGUAUGGAGUGAGUGAUUGUGGUAAUCGAAUAAUAGCAUCAUUGGUUCGCUGGAAGUGGGGACGCGAAAUCGUGAUUAUUCAGGUUAAUUUUUUAGUGUGCUUUUGUGUCGCUAUUCGUAUGGAGUGAGUGAUUGUGGUAAUCGAAUAAUAGCAUCAUUGGUGCGCUGGAAGUGGGGACGCGAAAUCGUGAUUAUUCAGGUUAAUUUUUUUGUGUGCUUUUGUGUCGCUAUUCGUAUGGAGUGAGUGAUUGUGGUAAUCGAAUAAUAGCAUCAUUGGUGCGCUGGAAGUGGGGACGCGAAGUCGUGAUUAUUCAGGUUAUUUUUUUUGUGUGCUUUUGUGUCGCUAUUCGUAUGGAGUGAGUGAUUGUGGUAAUCGAAUAAUAGCAACAUUGGUGCGCUGGAAGUGGGGACGCGAAAUCGUGAUUAUUUAGGUUAAUUUUUUUGUGUGCUUUUGUGUCGCUAUUCGUAUGGCGUGAGUGAUUGUGGUAAUCGAAUAAUAGCAUGACUUACUGAAUAGUUUGUGUCUUGAGCGUAAUUUUCGUUGAGUAAUUGGUGUUUUUUGUGAUUUUUUUUGUGAUCUUAAUUAAUUGUUUUGUGAUUUUCAAAGCCCUUCCUAUAUCAUCGUUGAUCGGAAGGCACGGCGUCGGGUAAAUUGUGUAUAUUUUUUUCGAAUAAGGUUUUAUUUUUUAUGGUGAAAAAGCCAUUUCUAUAUAAUGAUCGAAAGACGCACUGACAUUUUGGAUUAAUUAAUAGUGGAGUGAAAUAACUGUGUGUGAGUGACUUUGUUUGUUAACCAGAAAGACCUUCCCAUAGCAUCGUUGCUCGGAAGGCUCGCCGACGGGUUUGUUAUGAAAGUCCUCCCCAUAGCAUCGUAGCUCGGGAGGCAUCGAAAAGCCAAUACCUUAUCCUACUAACCCAAAAAAAAUAAUAAUCAUGUGAUGCUUGAAGGAGAUGCUGUGGAUUCAACGGUCUCAAGCGGUAUCAACAAGUAUAUAGCGAAAAACUGUGUGCUUGAUGAGUCUGCAACUUCAACUAUCGGACUAACAUUCCUCCCUUUCGUUGAACUGCAGGCUUCUUGGGAGGGCGCCGGUAUUGACUAAUAAAGUAGGGAUCUUCAGAGGUUAAACAGUGAACGGAUGGUUGGCUCCCACUGAUCAUUUUUGAUUCAUUGUUUAACUUCAGCUGAUCCGUCAAUAACGGAGUAGCAGCUCAUUGGCAGUCAACCAUGCUCAUGCUCAUGCUCAUGCUCAAGAGACGGGAAAUCAGGUGUUUCGGCUGCGGCCGGCCCGGUCACAAGCGAGCAGACUGCCCCGAUGGACGAUCGGACGAAAGGGAGCCAGAAUUCAAGUCCGGCAGGUUUGCGCGAAACCCGAGAAGUGGAGCCAACGUGACGACCGAAAACGAGAUCGCGUUUGGUGUUUUUUCGGCGGCGCCUGCUGCGAUGAACGGACGAAUCGAGUGGUACCUGGAUUCCGGAGCAACGGCUCACAUGGUGCGAGACAAGUUGCUCUUUGCGGAGCUGCGACCAUUGGAUCGGAACGUGCGGAUUGCUGUUGCCAAAUCUGGCCAAUCGCUGGUUGCAGAGUCGGCCGGUACCGUGCGGGUGAAGAUACUGCGGAACGGGAAGUGGCUAAAUGCAGUAGUCAACGACGUGCUGUACGUGUCGGAGUUGCAGUGCAAUCUGUUCUCGGUGCGGCGGCUCGAGGACAUCGGCAUGGAAGUGAAGAUCGCCGGAGGCGUCGUUUCCAUCGAAAAAGGUGGACGCGUGGUGUGCCGCGGUCGGCGAUCUGACCAAUUGUACGCGCUGGAUGUUUAUCGGAACGACGGAGCUGGUGGCACACGUGCUACUGCGAUGUCAUCCAAGAACGACGAAUACGAGUUGUGGCAUCGUCGGUUUGGCCAUCUUGAGGAGGCGAACAUGAGAAACCUCUGGAGGGACGAGAUGGUGGAGAGCUUUCCCAAGAUCAAGAACUGGCCAAGGCGAUGCGCGUGUGGGGUGAGUCUAGCAGCGAAGCAGACGAGAACCGUGAUAAGGAAGUCGGACGGGAAACGCGACAUGGUGUUUGACGAGCGCCGACAAGAUCAACCGAAAACAGCGGGGGCACCUAACCGGCCUGUGGUGCGGAUGAUCCGAGACGAGAAACCUGCUGUGGUUGAACCGGUUGAGGAGGAGCCUGUUGCUGCUGUUCCAUCAGAGCUACAACACGUCGUUGCAGAGCUGCCGGAAGACCAGGACGAGGCCGUAGAGGAUUCGUCUGGACGACAGCCGGUCGUUGCUGAGCUGGCGGAUGACGAGGGCGAGGAGGAACAUUCCGGCGCGCUCCCUUCGCAACCAGAACGUGACCACUGCCCAGCAGAAGGGUCCACGAGGCGCAGCGAACGGGAGCGCAGAACCCCGGGUAAGUUCCCUGGCCAUUGUAAACAGUUUGGCAGAAGUACUGUUGGUGGACGCAUUACAGAUUCCACCGAGGACGUCUUGAUUGUCUGCGCACGGAACACUGAGGCAGUCGUGGAGAACCUGGCGUCGACGAUUGAAGUUUUGAAGCGGAGUAAGAAGAAUGGCAUCAACAGUGAGUUGGAGUCAAGCGGGGCGAGGUCUACAACGUGGACCGGCAACCCAUCAAGAAGGCGGUCCAUGUGCCGACGAGCACGUGGACAGUUCGAAGCGAUCCAGACCAAGCUCGGACUCCGCGAUUGAGCGGGGGUGUUAGGUGGCAACCGCGAGCAGCUUGGUGGCAACCGUUAACAACUGCAUAACAACGAUCGUAGGACACCGGCAAGGUGUCACCUUAAAUAAUUUUCAUUCCUACCUCAAACCUGUUACAAUAAAGACCGUUUAUUUAAAGCUCCGCCUUUUACUUUUUUAUUUCAAUUGUUUCAAUUCAAUCUAUCAAUCACACUAUCUAAACUUAACAUUACAUCACUUUCCAGUAGAGCAAAAAUCCACUAGUAACCAAGAAGAUCGAAGAGGUUCAACGCGCGCAGUUGAACAUUUCAGUUCUAAAACAAGCCAUCACCAGUCUGCGCAAAACAGCCUGAUGCCUAAAAGUGCGCCAAAUAUAGAGCAAUAUCUGUCGUGCUAUCGCGCUCUCUCAUUUAUUCAUGCUCUCAACGUGCUGUCAACGCGAUGGCUUGUUUACCUUUUGCAUGCAGCUCCCUGGAGAGCUGAGCGAGCUAAGUCGGCUGGGGGCUGGGGGUGGCAUUUC